GUUAUGAAAUACAUGUACAUGUAUGACUGGUCUUUGUUAUGUAGGAAUUGAAGUAACAAAUUAAGGAUACGUUUAGGGAAAAUAUAGGUCGUUGACAUUCAUAGGAUAGUCUCAAGAUGCUGCAAUCCAAAAUUGGUUUCGUGCUAAAUGUUUUAUUCAUUGUGUAUUUUACAUCAAAGUCAGCAAUUGGACAGACUGGCCAAACGGUGACCUUGGCAUGUAGGAGUUGCAAUAGAGCUUCUAGCCUAGACCAAUGUAGCGGAUCUAUAACAUGUGGCGUCAAUGAGAUAUGCUAUUUGGACGAGCUCAUUACCAAUCAGAAGACAGUGGUAUACAAUGCUGGUUGUCGAGCAAAUGACGUUUGUAUUGAAUUUUCAAAAAUACUGUUUAACUAUUUUUAUUCUUUUUUCAUACAUGUGUAGAAAAAAGUGAAGUUUGGACACAUUUUUUAAACAAUUUUCUUUGGACAAGAAACUGCUAUCUGAUGGAUACUUGGAAUAAACGUGAUAAAGAAUACAUUUUAGGAUUGGUAGAUUCUUUCGUUAUUUUCUCUGUUGACCUUUCGGUACCACAAACACUAUUAAAGUAUUAUGACACUAUCCGCCUUCUUUGGGUGUAGGGUCGGAUACAGCGAUGAUUGUGUUAAUUGAUAUAUUGGUAUACAUGAUAUCAAAUGGCAGGACGUGAAGUGGUUGCAUACUUGGUUCAGGCGAGAAAAAAAAGCAAACUUGAUAAAAUGGCAAACGAGUUAUGGAUAUUUAUAACA
Ruditapes philippinarum (Manila clam) is the source of this 766-nucleotide messenger RNA. RefSeq lists its product as uncharacterized. The record is from RefSeq and is a predicted model, not a curated record. Lineage: Eukaryota; Metazoa; Mollusca; Bivalvia; Venerida; Veneridae. Bases 117 to 422 code for a protein of 101 amino acids. The transcript has 5 exons.